Molecule: messenger RNA, 6105 nt
Organism: Closterium sp. Yama58-4
Lineage: Eukaryota; Viridiplantae; Streptophyta; Zygnematophyceae; Desmidiales; Closteriaceae
Source: the annotation of a GenBank genome assembly
AUGCGUUCUUACCUCCGUGCCCACGCGAGAAUGAAAGAGCGCGCAACUUCACUGUCUGCAAGAGCACUCCUCCGGCCGUUACGGCGCGCCGCCUCGCUCCUCCUCUUCCUACACCUCCACCUCGCCUCCUCCGCGUUCCUCGGUCUCGCGCGCGCUAAUGAGUCGCUGGAUGCUCUCGAGGCGCGCGAGGCUGCCGAGCCUAUAGAUGCUACCGAGCCGCCGGUCAACGCGCGAACUCCACUCGAUGCUCGCAGCUCCCUUGAUCAUGCUCCCGCCGAGCGCAACAGCCCUUCCGCGGGCAUCGGCUCAUUUGCGGGGAAUGGCUCCUUUGCGGGGAGGGGCUCGUGCGCGUCCGCGUCCGCUUCCGCCUCCGCUUCCGCUUCCGCCUCCGCUUCCGCCUCCGCCUCCGCCUCCGCCUCCGCUUCCGCCCUACCUGUGGUGGUGUGGCACGGGUUCUUCGACUCGUGCCGCAACGACAAGAGCGUGGGGUAUCUGCGCGCCGCCGUGCGGAGCGUGCUUCCCGACGUGUUUUUCCACUCGAUAUGCGUCAAGGAGGAGGGCGUACGCGAUAUAACCUCCUCCAUAUUCGGCUCUAUUGACCAGCAGAUCGACGAGGUCUGCGCGUCGCUCGCCGCCAUUCCGCAGCUCGCGGGGGGAUUCAACGCCAUCGGCAUCAGCCAGGGCGGGCUGCUCUUCCGCGCGUACGUGCAGCGCUGCAACUCUCCCCCCGUGCGCACGCUCAUCACGCUCGGCUCCCCCCACGCGGGCAUGGCGGCGCUGCCUUACUGCGGCCCGAGCGAUCCGAGCAGGGAGUUUAAAGCGGAAAUCAAUCAUGGUGGGUGCAUGCGGGGUGGAGAUGAUGAUGACUUGGCGGCAAACACCACGUGUGGUGCCAGCGUGGCAGCGGACUGGGAGGGGGAAAGCUCGUGGCAUGAGGAGGAGGGGGAGGAAUCAGGCGGACUCAGUAGUCUAGGAGGGGUUGGCGUGUCGGCUUUAAGAGUGCUUGCAUCUAGCAGCAACGGCCUUAGCGGCUUUAGCGGCGGAUUAAGCGGACUCAGCAGCGGCUCGAGUAGUCUAAGCGGUUUUAGCAGCGGUCUGAUUAGCUUUAGCGGAGGUAUCAGCGGCGGAAGUUUCGCUGGAAGCAGCGAAAUUGCAGGGAGCGUGACUUGGGCGGUGCUUAGCGGCCUAGGGACGGCAAUAGACUUCUGUACACUUUUUAAACCGCAUAUGCAUCGAAUUUACCUGCCCUGGGUGCAAAAGUUUUUCAUGCCCGCGCAGUACUUUCGGCUCUGGAGGCACAUGGAUCGGUACUUGCAGCGGAGCGCGUUUCUCGCGGAUAUCAACAACGAGCGCGGCCCGACGAGACGGAAUGAGACGUACGCUGCGAACGUACGGAGCUUGGAUCGGUUCGUACUGGUGCGAUGGGAAGAUGAAACAAUGAUCUCGCCUCCCCAGUCAUCGUGGUUCUGGUCGCACGACCGCUCCGGUAAUCUGCUCCCGUUACAAGAGCAGCCGAUGUAUGCAGAGGAUUGGCUGGGGUUGCGGACCCUGCACGAGAAGAAAAAGCUGCAUUUCACCACCAUGCCUGGCUCUCAUGGCAUCAUCAACCCCUCCCUCUUUGCUCGUGAGUUCGUUGCCAAGUACCUCGUUCCUGAGCCAACCAAAGCCGUUGCCCAGCUGCUUCAAGAUGUGAACCGCAUGUCCAGCAUUUUCGGAGGAGCAGCAGCAGUACUAGACAUAAUGGCCACUGGAAUGUACAUGGACACGCGGCUGCAGCAGCAGUUCUGGGGCUAUGGCGGCUACUCGCAGCGCGAUAUCUACUCGCAACGCGAUCUUUACGAGCCUCCUCCGCCGAUCCCCAACCCGAGUCCCCCCAUCGGCCGCCUCGCGCGUCCCCCGCUUCUCGUCAUUCCGCCGAUCGUUCCCGCUCCGCUCACCCCCACCCCAGUCGCGCUGAUGCGGGAGAUUGAACGCUACAACCGGAAGAAGAACGUGGAAAGGGCGGAAAAGCUCGCGGCCGAUCGCCCCGCGGGUCCCCCCGUGCGCCCGCGCAGGCGGAGGGUUUGGGACGACAUGUUCUUCGACCUCCCCCCGACGCCCCCUCCCCGCCGCGCGUCUGCUCCCGCCGCGCCCGUCACCCACGUUACUCCGUCCGAGCCACUUCAGGUCGUCACCGCUAGUACCGCGCCCGCGCCUAGCACUGCUAAUACCGCGACUAAUACUGCACCCGUACCUGUCGUUCGCGCUGCUCCGUUGAAGCCGCUUAAGGAACUCAACGGCACGCUUCCACCGCCACUGCCGCUGACACUCUCCACAUCGAACGUCGCAUCAAGCACGCUCGUUCCAUUGGACGGCAAGGCGGCGAGAACGCACAAGCUGUUACCCGUCUCUGCGAAUCAACCUUCGUUCAGGACGUGGCUGGGGAACGAGGAGAAUGCGACGACGGCGAUAGCCGUGCGACCGAGGGAUGUCUGCUGCGAACCAGCAUCGCAGGUGCCAUCUGCGGAGCUUCGCAUCGAUAUAUCGUCGCUUGGCGGCGCUGCUGCUGCUGGCGCUGCUGCUGCUGCGACUGGAUUAUUCUGUGCUGACGUUGGAAGCGCCUCGGCUCACACGUCACUCCAGGUCGCCAUCCUCCCCAUGAUCGCGCAUUCCCAGCUUGCCGCAAUCAGCGGCGUCAGCACCGCAGCCAGCGCGACCAUCCCGUGCCGCUGUGCGCGGCGACAUUCGCCUGGUUUUAUUCUCCAGCGAUGGGUUCCUGGAUUCUCACCGCGCAUUCCGGUGCAUCUCGACGCGCAGUUCGCUAAGCCGACUCGGACAAUUUCGGUGCAAGCUCGAGCUCGAGCGUCGCUCCCUAACACCGAUAAAGCUUCCGAAUUCGGUACAUCUUCACGCUUGAUUUUGCAACAGGUUAACUUGGACGGCUCAGAUUUCACCACGCCAGAGCAGCUAGUAGCGGAUGGCCUCCUCUCGCGACGUUCUCUCGUGGCGCUCUCAUCCGCCGCACUUACCGCUUCCCUACUCGCACCGCCCUCCACGUCAGCUUCCCCGGAUUCCACGUCACUCUCGCUAGGCCCUGCCGUAAUCCCCCCGUGCCCUCCGGGUUCUACAGUGGAGAUUCAAAUUGGGGAUAACUGCGGUCUUGGAGUCGCGAUUUAUCCCGAUUUUAGCUACAGCCCCGGCGGUGUCAAGGGGGGAGGCGGCUCGGGAACCGCGACGGAUUUAGACGACGGGUCGGAUCGCGUUGAGAUCGUUUUCGAUCCCCAGACUCUAAACAUCCCCCCGUUGCAGUACGACACGACGCGGUUCCUCGGGCUUCCGCUUCCCCCGCCGCUUAAGAUUGAGAUCGCUCCUGCGGCGCUAAGGGGCUAUCUUGAGAGGUCGACCGGCAAGGUGGAGCUUACCUUCAUCUCUAAAUUCUUCUUCACAGCAGGACUCAUCUACACUGCACCACCGCUUACUGUAGAAACCAUCUUAACCACAGAAAACUCUGCUGGCCCCAUGCGUUCGGCAAACGGCUCAAGGCGCAUAAUCACCAUGCAUAAGGAUACUCGACAACGACCUGGUCCCGUACGGGGCGGGCCCAGCAACAAUUCCUGGGACGAAGAUGACGACAUGCCACGUGCGCUUCCCUCUCUUCCACAUCAUCAGCCACGGUUUGGUUCGGUUGAGGAGGAUAAGGAGAACAUUCUAGAGCAAGUAUCGGAGCUGCUGAGCCAGGACGGCAUGCUGGACAGACGAAUUCCAGCCGGUGGUUGUUCUGCUGCUGAACGUGAGGAAGGUGCUGGCGGAGUUGCGGGGGAUAUGAUACGAGUACUCGUUUAUUGCUCUUCCCCUGCCUUCCUCCCUCAGAUCGAGGCAAUGAUAGCAGCAGGGCCUCAUGGGAAGCUAGACGAGUACCUCCCAGUGGUGGAUCUGCUGCUGAACGUGAGAAAGAUCGAGGCAAUGAUUGCAGCAGGGCCUCAUGGCAAACUAGACGAGUACCUGCCAGUGGUGGACCUGCUGCUGAACGUGAGGAAGGUGCUGGCGGAGGUGGGGGAGAAGGAGUCGGGGCGGAGGGCGGACAUGCUGCUGAGAACGGCCAUGGAGGAUUUGGACUACGAACUGAGAGACAUCCUUAAGAGACGCAGCAAGCAAGCUUCUGCGCGCUUCAGUGCGGAAGAGCUGAAGAGGCUGUUCCAGGCGGAGUUCCUGCACGGGAGUGGGGAGGCAGCAGCAGGGGAGGGCGGGGAGGAGAAGACGGAGGGCAGGGGGAGCAGGGAAGGGAGAGGGGCGGAUGGGGAGGAUGGGAGCCUUUUGAGCCCAGGGGAAAGGGGGGAGGAGAGGGGGGAACGGGGGAGAGAAGGGAGGAGGGAGGGGAGGAGGGAGUCUGAGGAGGGAAGGGAUGAAGGGGACGAGAAGGGCGGUGGGGGGGAUGAGGAGGAAGGGAGAAGGAAGGGGGGGAGGAAGGUUCCUGAGCUGUUUCCUGUGAGCACGGGGCGGUGGUUGAAUGAGGCGGCAGGCAGGAUGGUGCAGGGAGGGGCGGGAGGAAAGUGCGUGGAAGCUUACAGGUCUGUGCGGGUGGAGGCAGUUAAAGCCCUAAUGGAUGAGCUGAGGCUGGAGGACGUGCUGAGCCCGGGAGUGAUUCAUGAGGCGCCGUGGAGGGUGCUGGAGCAGGCGUCAAAGGAGUGGGUGCAGGCAGCUUAUAUCAUUGGAGCACUAAUAAUCCCCAUGGAGCAUCAGACGGCCAACGAGGCUUGGAAGGGCAUGGACACUCAGAGGCGCGCCGCUCUACGGGGCGUCCUAGAGGACGGUGGCGUUGGCCGGCGGGUUUUGUUUCUAGCGGACGUGCUGCGGGCGAUCGUGUCGCGGCGCAUGGCGGAGCAGCUGUUCUCGCUGCUGGACGCAUACCAAGUGGUGCAAGAGAUCAUGCCUGAGCUGUCAGCCACCUUUCAGGAUCUGAAGGUCAGCAACGUGUGGGGGGCGUGUGAGGGCCUGCCGCUGCUGCUGGGGCGAGCAGUGGCAGCGUGUUUCCAGCGCCUCAAGUUGCUGCUGGAGGACUCCGCUGCUUCUAACCUCGCUGAUGCCAUGUGGAAACCCGUUCCUGCCAAAAAGGCAGCCCUGAGCUUCCUCACGCGCAGCGCAACCAGCAACAGCAGCACGGCAGUGGCACCAGACGAGUCGGUGUAUGAGAUCGUGCCACGAGGGGGGGCUGUGGAUUCCAUCACGAGCUAUGUUGCCAACUAUAUCCGCAGCUACAUGCAGCGGCAAGGAAGGAGGAGCUAUGUCGACUCCCUCACAUCCCUCUUCUCCCUUCUUGAGGCUCACCCAGACGAAGACCCAAGCUCCCUCACAGCGGAUUUCGCCCUCCUCUCCCUCCCCGCCUCCUCCUCCCUCUCCCCUCUCGCCUCCUCCAAUCCCAUCGCUGCCGCCGCCGCCGCCGCCACCAUCACCGCCACGUCAGCAUCUGCCAUGUCAGCAAACGGGAGGGCGCCAGGUGUCGGGAGGAGCCUGGAGAGCGAGACAGCUCAGCUGGUGAUGGCUUUGAGGAGGAAUCUAGAGUCCAGAGCGAGGCUUUACCCAGAGGAGGAGUUGCAGCAGCUAUUUCUUAUGAACAACUUGAAUUAUCUGGUCAAGUCCAUGAAUGACUGGCACGGGUGGCAUGCGCAGGGCAUUGAAAAGAACCUGUCUGCUGUCAGAAGGGAGGGCGCCAAGGACCUCAUGGUGGCGUUAGCAGACCUGCAUGACGACCGGGUGGUGCAGCAGCACGCAGGGGCUUUCCAGUCCCUCGCCCUGCUCAAGGUCAUGACGGCCCUGAGCACCAACGAGGAUGCGGUUCAGCCUUCGCACAGAACUGCUGCGGACUAUGUCAAGGCAGAGAUGCAACGCCUGAAGCGGUUCAACUCUGCAUUUGAGGAGCUGCAGGAGAGGCAGAGGCACUGGGCCAUCCCUGACGAUGGGCUGAGGAGGAAGAUUCGGGCCAAGUGGGCAACGAGCAUCAAGGAGCGGUACCGGAAGAUGCUGCUGCCGUACUGGGAUGACUUGACAUCAUGCAAGUUUUAUGCCUUCACACCAGAAAGAGUAGAAGAAAUUAUUCAGCACACUUUCUUCAUGGACCCUUCUGAUUGA